AGAUCUGAGAAAACUCCAGCUCGGGCAUACAGCGCAACGAGGAAGAAGGAACAAUGGGGCUGUUCCUUUGUGCCUGCCCUUGAAGCACUGGGUGGAGGCCGCUUGUGCGCCCUGGUGGUGCCCUUGCUCACGUGUUCCCAGCAGCAGUGGCGUCUGUGGGGAUGCUGUGCAUUGAAGACUGGCACUGUUUUGGGUAGUGGUUCUGAGAGGAACUGCUAAACCAGGCAGUUCCGGCCAAGGGGGAGCCCAAGCAGGAUUGCUGUGUGAAGACCGAGCUGCUGAGAGAAGCGACAUCUAUGGCUGCCGAUGAAGGCUCCGCUGAGAAGCAGGCGGGAGAGGCCCACAUGGCUGCAAGUGGUGAGACCAAUGGGUCUUGUGAGAAGAGCGAUGCCAGCUGUCAUCCAAAUGCAGCAAAGCACACUCAGGAGAGCACAAGAGUCAGCCCGCAGGAAGGCACCAAUAAACUAGCUCGGAUAGCAGAAAAUGGAAUUUCAGAAAGAGAGCCAGAAGUGGGGAAGCAGAACCAUGUCACAGCUGACGACUUCGUGCAGACUUCUGUCAUUGGCAGCAAUGGCUUCUUCUUGAGUAAACCCGCCCUGCAGACACAGCCCUUGAGGACUACCAGCACUCUGGCCUCUUCGCUUCCUGGCCACGCUGCAAAAACCCUUCCUGGAGGGGCUGGUAAAGGCAGGACUCCAAGCGCUUUUCCUCAGACGCCAGCGGCAGCACCGGUGGUGCUCGGGGAAGGGAGUGCUGACACAGAGGACAGGAAGCCCCUGGCUCCCGGCACUGAUGUCAAGGUUCACAGGGCACGCAAGACCAUGCCGAAAUCCAUCAUGGGCCUGCACACGGCCAGCAAAGACCCCAGAGAGGUUCGAGGAGCUAGAGAUCGUAAGGAACCGAAAGACGAGACCGACAAAGACAUCUCCGACUUCGGACGGCAGCAGCUUUCACCCCCCUUCCCGUCCCUUCACCAGUCGCUACCUCAGAGCCAGUGCUACGUGGCCACCACAAAAUCACAGACAGCAGCUGCAGUAUCUCGGAAGAAAAAACGAAGAAUGGGAACCUAUAGCCUGGUUCCUAAGAAAAAGACCAAAGUAUUAAAACAGAGGACGGUGAUUGAGAUGUUUAAGAGCAUAACUCAUUCCACUGUGGGUUCCAAGGGCGAGAAGGGCCUGGGCGACAGCGCCCUCCACAUGAACGGGGAGAGCCUGGAGCUGGACUCAGAGGAGGAGGACUCAGAAGAGCUGGAGGAGGACGACGGGCAGGGGGCCGAGCAGGCGGCCGCGUUCCCCACGGAGGACAGCAGGACACCCAAGGAGGGCAUGUCUGAGGCCGACCACACCCAGAAGAUGGAUGGCGAGUCUGAGGAGGAGCAGGAGUCAGCAGACACGGGGGAGGACGAGGAAGGCGGCGACGAGUCUGACUUGAGUUCUGAGUCCAGCAUCAAGAAGAAGUUUCUCAAGAGGAAAGGGAAGACCGACAGCCCCUGGAUCAAGCCAGCUAGGAAAAGGAGACGGAGAAAUAAAAGGAAGCCCAGCAGUGUGCUAGGUUCUGAGGCGUAUAAGUCAUCUUCAGGAGGCACAGAGCAGAUGGCGCCAGGAGACAGCACAGGGUAUUUGGAAGUGUCUCUGGACUCCCUGGAUCUUCGUGUCAAAGGGAUUCUGUCCUCACAAACAGAAGGGCUGGCCAACGGUCCGGAAGCGCUGGAGACAGAUGGCCUCCAGGAGGUGCCUCUCUGCAGCUGCCGCAUGGAGACGCCGAAGAGCCGAGAGAUCACCACCCUGGCCAACAGUCAAUGCAUGGCGACUGAGAGUGCGGACCAUGAACUGGGCCGGUGUACCAAUAGCGUAGUCAAGUAUGAGCUGAUGCGCCCAUCCACCAAGGCCCCACUCCUGGUGCUGUGUGAAGACCACCGGGGUCGCAUGGUGAAGCACCAGUGCUGUCCUGGCUGUGGCUACUUCUGCACGGCGGGCAAUUUUAUGGAGUGCCAGCCUGAGAGCAGCAUCUCUCACCGUUUCCACAAAGACUGUGCCUCUCGUGUCAAUAAUGCCAGCUACUGUCCCCACUGCGGGGAGGAGACCUCCAAAGCCAAAGAGGUGACCAUAGCAAAAGCAGACACGACUUCCACGGUGACGCUGGCCCCAGGGCAGGAGAAGGGCUCAGCCUUGGAGGGCAGGGCUGACACCACCACGGGCAGCACUGCUGGAGUGCCACUCUCAGAGGAUGACAAGCCGCAGAGCACAGCUUCCCAGGGACCCGAGGGCUUCGAUCCCACGGGAGCUGCGGGGCUGGUGAGGUCCACACCUGGCCUUUCCCAGGGCCCUGGGAAGGAGACCUUGGAGAGCGCGCUCAUUGCCCUGGACUCGGAAAAACCCAAGAAGCUCCGCUUCCACCCGAAGCAGCUGUACUUCUCCGCCAGGCAGGGAGAGCUGCAGAAGGUGCUGCUCAUGUUGGUGGAUGGAAUCGACCCCAACUUCAAAAUGGAGCACCAGAAUAAGCGUUCCCCACUACAUGCCGCGGCGGAGGCUGGUCACGUGGACAUCUGCCACAUGCUGGUUCAGGCGGGCGCCAAUAUCGACACCUGCUCGGAAGACCAGAGGACUCCACUGAUGGAGGCGGCAGAAAACAACCACCUAGAUGCAGUGAAAUACCUCAUCAAGGCAGGGGCGCUGGUGGACCCCAAGGAUGCAGAGGGCUCUACGUGUUUGCACUUGGCUGCCAAGAAAGGCCACUAUGAUGUGGUCCAGUAUCUGCUUUCGAAUGGACAAAUGGACGUCAACUGCCAGGAUGAUGGAGGCUGGACACCCAUGAUCUGGGCCACAGAGUACAAGCAUGUGGACCUUGUGAAACUAUUGCUGUCCAAGGGCUCCGACACCAACAUCCGGGACAACGAGGAGAACAUUUGCCUGCACUGGGCAGCGUUCUCAGGCUGCGUGGACAUAGCUGAGAUACUGCUGGCUGCCAAGUGUGAUCUCCACGCCGUGAACAUCCACGGAGACUCACCCCUGCACAUUGCUGCCAGGGAGAAUCGCUACGACUGUGUCGUCCUCUUUCUUUCUCGGGAUUCAGAUGUCACCCUAAAAAACAAGGAAGGAGAGACGCCAUUGCAGUGUGCGAGCCUCAACUCUCAGGUGUGGAGUGCUUUGCAGAUGAGCAGGGCCCUCCGCGACUCAGCCCCCGACAAGCCCCUCCCUGUGGAGAAGACGGUGAGCAGAGACAUUGCCCGAGGCUAUGAACGAAUCCCCAUCCCCUGUGUCAACGCGGUGGACAGUGAGCCGUGCCCCAGCAACUACAAGUACGUCUCUCAGAACUGUGUGACAUCCCCCAUGAACAUUGACAGGAACAUCACUCAUCUGCAGUACUGCGUGUGCAUUGACGACUGCUCCUCCAGCAACUGCAUGUGCGGCCAGCUCAGCAUGCGCUGCUGGUACGACAAGGAUGGCCGACUCCUGCCAGAGUUCAACAUGGCAGAGCCUCCCUUGAUCUUCGAGUGCAACCAUGCGUGCUCGUGCUGGAGGAACUGUCGAAACCGUGUUGUGCAGAAUGGUCUCAGGGCAAGGCUGCAGCUCUAUCGGACGCGGGACAUGGGCUGGGGCGUGCGGUCCCUGCAAGACAUCCCACUGGGCACCUUUGUCUGCGAGUAUGUGGGGGAGCUCAUCUCCGACUCAGAAGCCGAUGUUCGAGAAGAAGAUGCUUACCUCUUUGAUCUUGACAAUAAGGUAAUGCCCAUUGUAGCCAGAAGCCUGCCAACUCCACUGCUCAAUGCCGGCUUCGGUUCUGUGCUCGAUGGAGGGCAUCUUCGUUGGGAACCCUACCUGGGAAGUCCUGAGUUUGUGCAACAGGCUGCUCACCGCGUGCGAGUGGGCCUCAGACACACCCCUCCAACCCCUGGACCCCGACUGACCAUCCAGGGUGGGACCCAGCAACCCCAAGGCCACAGAAAGUCUAGGGAUGGCUGUGUGUUGGACAUGACGGUGGAGCAUUCAGUGUUCGCCCUUUAUGAUGCUGACUUUAGGCGCUUUGUACAUGCUCACCAGUGGGCGCCUGCCCCCUCUGGCCACGCCCGCCCCCACCCCUGCUGCUUCCUCUCCCUGUGGCCUUGCCUCUUCUGGAACACGGUGUCAGUGGAGCUGCGGCUUGUGGCCUUUGUCUGGCUGCUUUGA
Molecule: messenger RNA, 4166 nt
Organism: Carlito syrichta (Philippine tarsier)
Lineage: Eukaryota; Metazoa; Chordata; Mammalia; Primates; Tarsiidae
Gene: EHMT1
Product: euchromatic histone lysine methyltransferase 1
Exons: 28
Coding region: 297-4166 (1289 amino acids)
Cellular component (GO): nucleus
Molecular function (GO): protein-lysine N-methyltransferase activity; histone methyltransferase activity; p53 binding
Source: RefSeq, a predicted model, not a curated record